AUGGCCCUUUGCCUCAAGACCGUCAUCGCCCCCGAGCUGAUCGCCGUGGAGGGUGCCCAGGAAUGGAUCCAGGCCCGUCGCGUUGUCACAAACUGCGCGAGUUCCACCGGCGGAGGCCUCACGUCCGUCCAAGCCUACUAUGUGGGCAUGCUGGGUCUACGCUAUCGAACCCCAGAUGGAGCGAAAGUCCUCUGGCCGAACCAGUUGGAAUGGCUUCUCCAUGAAGRUCUACUCGAUUGGGAACAGCAGCAUGAAGCUUGGGGAUUGAACUUGGAAGAUAUCCAAGAUCGCAGCAACGCCGAUGGCACCGUGAAGCUCUUUGCUCUGGUACAGGUGGCCUGGUUCGUUGCGCAAUCCAUCAUGAGAGCGGUGCACCACCUACCGCUUGCUCCACUAGAGUCCAUGACAUUGAGCUACAUUCCUCUCUUUGCCCUGACCUACUUUUUCUGGUGGCUCAAACCCAAAGAUAUUGUCAAAGCCACCGUCGUCAAUCUUCCAUCAAUGAGCCCACCUCAACUUGAAGAAUUCCAAGCAAUGAGCAUCAGCGACGACUUUGACGAAGCGCAACAGCAAUCAUUCUGGUCAAUCUGGUCUCUCACGCCCCGGAUAUUCGAAUUCGAAGACCGCAACAACAAUGAGCAGCACAACAUGUCGAAGAAUGACAUCAUCAGCGAAGACGAAGAGUGCGACGGAAAAGACGUAGAAAUAGAAACAGGAAAAGCCAAAGGAAAAGAAAAAGUCCUCGCCCACUGGGACCCCACAAUCUACCACUCCCCAAUCCUCUGGCCACUAACCUGCCUCUUCGGAAUCUCCUUCCCAGCCCUGCACCUCCUCUCCUGGAACACGACUUUCCCGACCCUCAUAGAAUCCCACCUCUGGCGCAUAGCCGCCAUCGCCAGCAUCCUCUCCAUGCUAAUCUUUAUGCAAUUCGAAAAAAUCUCCAUUUCCAAUUGGCGUCGAAAUCCUGGUUUGGCGGUGCUGCAGAUUUUGGCGCCGGGAGUGUAUAUGCUUUGUAGAGUGGUCAUGCUUGUGGGUGCUGUGGUGGCGUUGAGGGCGGCGGAUCGGGGGAUUUAUGAGACUUGUGGGGUGGAGAUGUAUUGGUUGCAUCUGGUUUGA
This is a messenger RNA of Ramularia collo-cygni, 1116 nucleotides long. RefSeq lists its product as uncharacterized. The transcript has a single exon. Bases 1 to 1116 code for a protein of 371 amino acids. NCBI's taxonomy places the organism in Eukaryota, Fungi, Ascomycota, Dothideomycetes, Mycosphaerellales, Mycosphaerellaceae. The record is from RefSeq and is a predicted model, not a curated record.